Eupeodes corollae is the source of this 1226-nucleotide messenger RNA. Its product is annotated as WW domain-binding protein 4. The transcript is spliced from 4 exons. NCBI's taxonomy places the organism in Eukaryota, Metazoa, Arthropoda, Insecta, Diptera, Syrphidae. Gene Ontology annotation, cellular component: nucleus; precatalytic spliceosome. Gene Ontology annotation, biological process: mRNA splicing, via spliceosome. Bases 155 to 1174 code for a protein of 339 amino acids. The record is from RefSeq and is a predicted model, not a curated record. Gene Ontology annotation, molecular function: zinc ion binding; RNA binding; protein binding.
UCAAUAUUUCUGCGGCUGUUUACUUCUUGUUUACAAAUAACUUUUUGAUUAUUACUAAAAUUUUGUUUAAUUAAAUAAAAAAAGUAUUAAGUGAAAGUGAAUAUAAAAGUGCUUUUUAUAUUUUAGGUUGAAACACUAACUUUAAACUGCAAUCAUGACUGAUUACUGGAAGUCAAACGAAAAGAAGUACUGCGAUUUUUGCAAAUGCUGGUUAAGUGACAAUAAGGCGAGUAUAGCUUUUCAUGAGAGCGGCAAAAGACACAAGGCCAGCGUGGCCCAGCGCAUCACUGACAUUAGUCGGAGUAGCGAAAAGUCUGAAAAAGAACGUCAGAAAAUGGAUAUGCAAAUCCGAAAAAUGGAAGAAGCCGCCUUGAGGUCUUAUGCCAUGGAUAUCCAUUCAAAAGGUGACAUGACGGCAAGGUCUGUUUCUUCUGUGAUGAGUGUGUCUGGUGCAUCGAGCAGUCAUGGCAGUGGAGGUAGCAGAGUUGCCAGAGGAGCAGGUCAAGUCGAUCCCAUGAGAUUGCCCGGUAGCUCAGAUGAAGAAGAUGGCCACAUUCGACCAACGGUUGAUAAAGUUGCUGCCCCAGAGACUGUUCCGAAUGCUUCGCUUUGGGUGCAGGCCAAGUCUGAGGAAGGUCAUACGUACUAUUGGAAUGUGAAGACAAAUGAAUCUGUUUGGAAGGAGCCCAAAGAGGGCUAUCUUUCGCUUGAAGAGUACAAUAAGAUAAAUCAAAUAGCUGAGGCACAACAAGAGAUUCAGUUUCAACAACAAGCUAAAGACUUUCAGAAGAAUGCUCCUGAAGAAGUCGCAAAAUAUAAUCGUGAGCGACUGAAAAUGUAUCGUCGACAAGAUCCCAAGGAAGAGACCGCGAAAGAGGAAAAAAGACAAGCAUUCAAGACGGAAGAAGAGUCCUACACUCCAGAUAUUGGAGCCUGGGUCACUGUUGAGAAAAAACCUGAAGAAAAACCAAUAAAUUGGGAGCUGCCAGCUUCGAACAACUAUUAUGUACCUCCAGUAGUGUCAGAAAUACCCUAUGAGCCUCCUGUAAAACGAUUCAAAGAAAAGACUAUUGAAAGUCUUGAUCCAAGUGUAGCAAUAGGCCUACCUACACAGUUUAAAAAACGGAAAUUCGCUGCCAAAGGAAACGCUCGCCAACGGUUAGCUGAUGAUUAAAGUACAAUUAUUACCGUAUGAAAUAUUUUAAAUAAAUAGACAAUCGAAAUAA